Messenger RNA from Cutaneotrichosporon cavernicola, 1053 nucleotides. RefSeq lists its product as uncharacterized. NCBI's taxonomy places the organism in Eukaryota, Fungi, Basidiomycota, Tremellomycetes, Trichosporonales, Trichosporonaceae. The coding region runs from base 1 to 1053 and encodes 350 amino acids. The transcript is spliced from 3 exons. The record is from RefSeq and is a predicted model, not a curated record.
AUGAUACCCGUCCUCGCUGUGGCGUCCACCGCUGUGGUGCUCGCGGCCAUCCCCGUCGCCGCUCAAGGCUGGCAGCUGGACCUGCCCCCUCGCCCCAACGUCGUCUUUGAUGAGACGUUCUACCCCAACGACGGCAUCUUCCACCUCAAGUCGGACAUGGUCACCAAUUGCAUUGGUGGCCAGGGCGACUCGGCCUGCACCGCCGUCGGCUCGUACGGCGCCGCACUCGGCCUCAACUUCCUCGGCUCAUCAGUCAAGGUCAACGGCGCCGCCUCCAACUCGAACGCCUCCGAGCCUCGCCCAGUCGGCUCAUUCAGCCUCUACGACGGCAUGUUCCCCGUCCCUGGUGACCAGCAAGUGCAUGUCGGCCAGGGAGUCCUCGCCGCUCGUGAGGGUCUCGCUCCCAAGCCGUACCGCGGUAGCAUGAACAUCUACUGGGCUUCAGACGUCAAGGUCGCUAGCGUCUCGGUCUCGACCGGCAUGUACGUCAACGACCCCAACGCCAAGAAGGAGACGGUUCAGUCCGAGACUAUCCCCGCCAUCCAGGGCUCGGGUCUCCACCCGUUCUACCAGCUCGAUGGUUCCAAGUGGAAGGCCAACGGUAGUGGCAAUGACUCGUUCGCCGCCGGCUCUGGCAACGCCAUGGUCCGCGUCAACGUUCCUCAGAACACAACCUACGUCAAGGUGCGCGGCCUCACUGGCCCGGAAGCCGGCCCGCUCACCAUGUCCCUGCGUACCCGUGAGGGCACCACCAAGCCCGACCUGGCGUCUGGCAACGCAACCCUCGCGUCCCACCCCCAGCGCGCUUCGACCACGGGCUCGACGCUCUUUGCGCUCCCGCUCGAUCCAACAAAGACCUACUACUUUGAGGUCCAGGCAGACUCGGGCAACUUCUACCUGCGUGAUAUGACCUUCUGGAGCUCUCUACCCAAGGGCAGCUCUCCCGGCAGCGCGGGCGGUGGCGCUAACAGCGUCUUUGGAGCCGCCUCCAUCACUGCCCCGGCGAACUUUGCUGUGCUGUUCGCAUCGUUCCUUGUAUACUCUCUCCUUUGA